GCCCCAUCCGGCGCUUGGGCAGUUAGGAGUCUCGCAGCUCUUUGCUACUCAGCGGACUCAGUUAAGGCCAAAAUACUCGCUAGCCAUGUCGGCUGCAGAGGAGGCGGGUGUUUUCCACAGAGCGCGGGGCAGGACCCUGGACUCCUUUUCCUCAGAAAAGGAAAGGGAAUGGAAAGGCCCGUUCUACUUCAUCCAAGGUGCAGACCCCCAGUUUGGACUGAUGAAGGCCUGGGCCACUGGGGACUGUGACAACGGUGGUGAUGAGUGGGGACAGGAGAUCCUUCUGGCUGAGCAAGCAGUCCAGGCCGUCAACAAGCUGAACCCCAAGCCCAAAUUCUUUGUUCUGUGUGGGGACCUCGUCCACGCCAUGCCAGGGAGGCCCUGGCGGAAGGAGCAGACAGAGGACCUGCAGCGGGUGCUCAGGACCGUGGACAGAGACAUCCCGCUGGUGCUGGUCAGCGGCAACCACGACGUGGGCAACGUCCCCACCCCCGAGACCAUCGCGGAGUUCCAGCGGACUUGGGGAGACGACUACUUUAGCUUCUGGGUCGGGGGUGUCCUGUUCCUCGUUCUCAACUCCCAGUUCCUGUACGACGCCUCCAGGUGCCCCGCCCUGAAGCAGGAGCAUGACCACUGGCUGGACCAGCAGCUGCGCACGGCGAGACAGCGCACCUGCCGGCACGCCGUGGUCUUCCAGCACAUCCCGCUCUUCCUGCGGAGCAUCGACGAGGACGACGACUACUUCAACCUCACCAAGGCCCUGCGGAAGGAGAUGGCGGAUAAGUUCGUGGAGGCAGGUAUCAAGGCUGUGUUUUCAGGCCACUACCACAGGAAUGCUGGGGGCACCUACCGGAACCUCGACAUGGUGGUGUCAUCCGCCAUUGGGUGCCAGCUGGGCAAAGAUACCCACGGGCUCCGAGUCGUGGUGGUCACCGCCGAGAAAAUCGUCCACCGAUACUACAGCCUAGAUGAGCUGAAUGAGAAGGGAAUAGAAGACGAUCUGAUGGAUCUGUUGAAGGAAAACUAAUCGCCAAUUAUGAUUGAUUUACUUUUCACUUCUACUGUUAUUUUGUUAGAAACAGUAGCUGCAAACAACCCCUUAUUGAAAUUUAAAAAAAAAGUAUUCCAGGCAGAUUUGUGAAUUUAUGUCCUUCUGCUUAAAUCAGAGAGCUGGGUCCUGCCCUAAAUGAUACUCAAAUGG
Molecule: messenger RNA, 1201 nt
Organism: Budorcas taxicolor (takin)
Lineage: Eukaryota; Metazoa; Chordata; Mammalia; Artiodactyla; Bovidae
Gene: CPPED1
Product: calcineurin like phosphoesterase domain containing 1
Exons: 4
Coding region: 86-1027 (313 amino acids)
Molecular function (GO): hydrolase activity
Source: RefSeq, a predicted model, not a curated record